GUUCUGUUGGUUUUGUUUACAGAGUCUGAUGGCAGGUUCAGGGUGGUGGUUCCAGAAGCUCCUGUUUCCAGUGUUUAUGGUUCUGAUGUUGUUCUGCCGUGUUCUGUACGAGAGCAUAAUGAUCAGAACAUCAGGAAGAACGCUGUGGAUCUGAACGUUACUUGGUCCAGAUCAGACCUGAGAGAUUCACUGGUUCAUCUCUAUGGGAAUCAUAAAGAUCUAAACACAGAUCAGAUUCCUUCAUACAGAGGAAGAACCGCUGUGUUUAAAGAGGAGCUGAAGAAUGGAGACGUCUCACUGAAACUCUCCAACGUUCGGAUUACUGAUGAAGGAGAAUACAGAUGCAGAGUUGACUCUAUGAUCUGGGAGAGUUAUAAAACUAUUAAACUCUCAGUUGAAGCUGUGGGAAGUGAACCAGUGAUCACUGUGGAGAAAUAUGAAUCAGGAAAGUUCAGUUUACUGUGUGAAUCUAAAGGCUGGUAUCCUGAACCUGAGCUUCAGUGGAGGAACUGUAAAGGAGUUAAGCUGACUGCAGAAACAGAAACUCAGCCAGUCGCUGAUCUCUUUAAUGUGAAAAGCAGAAUCACGGUAGAGAAAAUCGACUUAUACUUCUGCAAAUUGACACUGAGAGAUCAUGAGAAGGAGGGUGCUCACACCCUGUUUGAUCUGGAAGCCCAUUUGUGGAAAUCAGUUGCCAUUGGUGUUUCAGUUCUGUUUUUGGUCCUGCUCAUCACAAUAGGAGUCAUUGCCUGCAACUGUCCAGAAAAAGGUCACCAAGAAUCCGUCUUCUCUCCUGCUCAGUGGACAAAGGUGGAGUUUACACCUCUGCCAGAAGAAGAGCUGGACCUAAGAACAUACGAACUGUUAAAGGAAUAAUUUUGUAAGCAGUACAUUUCAGAAAUGUUAAUUGAGUAUUUUCAGGAAGUAAUAUAUUAUACACAUCCAAGAGACCACUGCAAAUGUAUCAAUUUUUCGGAUUUUACUUUUUUUAUAGGUACAUGUUUGAGUAGAAACAACAAUACUAAUGUUUUACCUGAGGAAGAGUUCAGAAAUCAGUAUUUGGUGGAAAAACCCUGAUUUUUAAUCACAGCUUUCAUGUGUCUUGGCUUGCUUUCCACUAAUCUUUCACACUGCUUUUGGAUGACCUUAUUCCACUCCAGGUGCAAAAAUUCAAGCAGUUCAGCUUUGUUUGGUGGCUUGUGACUAUCCAUCUUCCUCUUGAUUAUUUUCCAGGGGUUUUCAAUGGGGUUCAGGGCUGGGGAUGGAGGGCUGGCCAUGACAGGGUCUUGAUCUGCUGGUCCUUCAUCCACACCUUAAUUGAUCUAGCUGUGUGGCAUGCAGCAUUUUCUGCUGGAAACUCAGAAUAACCUUGUAUGUGGCUUGAUUCAUACGUCCUUUGCUAAGAUGAAGCUGCCCAAUUUCAGCCUUGCUGAAGCAUCCCCAGAUCAUCACCGAUCCUCCACCAGAUUUCACAGUGGGUGCAAAACACUGUAGCUUGUACGCCUCUCCAGGUAUCUGUUCAUCUAUUAGAUGACCAGGGGCCUCAUGUACUAAAGGUGCGUACGCACAAAGACAUUGCGUACGCCAUAUUUCACGCUCACGGUCAGAUGUACUAAAUUUGACUUGAACGUGAGAGAGUGCGUCCCCCCACGGCACUUUCAUUUCUGCCGUACGCCUUUUUUUGUGCAUAUGUAUUGUGUUUUUUGUCAUUUGGCGACACUUAGAGGCGAUGCGUUGAAAUUACAACUAUUAAGAUAUCCUUUAUGCACACAUUGUAGUAAGCCAUUAUUGGGUAAAAUAAAGUAAAUUAAUCAGACAAUUUUAUUGGCUUACAGAAAUAAUCGUUCAACGUGUUUCCACUUAGCCUAGAUUAUAUAAACAUGCAUAAAGUUUGCGCUGGAGUUGUUGAAGAUGAAAGCGUUGGCAUUACUAGAAAAUAUUGCUAAUGGCCAAAUUCACUGAGAGCGCAUUUUCCGUGACCAUUAUGUUUUUUUGGCCCAUGAUGAUGAUGACUGGAUUAUAAACCGUUUUAGAUUUCCAAGAGCAUUGAGGAUUAGAAAACAAGAUGAGUGCGUGACAUGUAGCUUCUUGGUAAGCAACUCAUUUAAAGCAUUUAAAUGAAAGCAUUUAUUAUCCAUCUUAGAAUAAUACAUUUAAACAUGGGUAAUUAUUAGUUAUUACGCUACACGUAUAUAAAAUUAAUAAUAAUUAUUAUUAUUAUAACAUUAUACUCUGCGUAAUUGAGGGUGGAGUCGUGGCAGGUGUGAUGUUUUCGUGCACUUGCGCUUGAUUUCAAGUUGAUUGCGAUGUACUAAGAGAAAGUACUUGGGAUUCUGCCUACGCACGGUUUGAUAAAUCCAGAUGUUUUUGUGCGUACGGAACUUUUCAGGUCUGAGCGUACGGAACAUUUUAGUAGGAAGUUCACGCAAGUCUUAGUACAUGAAGCCCCUGGUGUUGGACAAAGCUGAAAAUUGGACUCAUCAGAGAAGAUGACCUUACUCCAGUCCUCUAUGGUCUUUUGAAAACUUCAGCCUGGCUCUCCUUUGCUUCUCAAGGCUUUUUAUAUACCUUUAUAUGACUUGAGCUCUGCCUCUAAGAGCUUGUUACCAAAUGUUCCUGCUGUGCACUUCACCCCAGCUGCCAUUUGCCAUUCCUUUUGUAGGUCAAUGGAUGUCAUUCUGCGGUUGCUGACUGACAUUCAAAUAAGAUGACAGUCAUCCUGGUCAGCAGAGAGUCGAUUUCGCUCUUCGAAAUUUUGCUCACUGUAUCCCUCUGCCAGUAAAGCUAGAAUUGAGCCCUUCUUUUCCUCACUCAAGACUUUUCUUUUCAACUCCUUUUCUGAUUCCAGUUCCUUUAGAGAUAUUCCCAGCACUUGUUCUGUCAUCCAGCUUGUCCUAUUGCAAGAGGAUUGUGAUGACCACAGCAAUGUUUUUAUACUCUCCUCGUUAAAUAAGAUUUGGUUCAGGUGAUUAUCUAAUCUGAAGCACAUUAAGUAGAAUGAGGUGCACUUGGGUUGGAAUUUAACUAACACUGGAAUGGAAUCUUUUGUAGAGAUGCUGAUUUUUAGAAAACUUUGCAGUGGUCUCUUAAUUUUUAUCCAGAGCUGUAUAAAUCACAAUAGAUUAGAUACGGUAUAUGUUUUAUGAUGGACGAUGCCUGAUGUUUACAUACAAUGUGUCUAUAUUGUUAUAUUGUGAAAUGAGAUUUUAACUUGUUCCUAUGAUUCCUAUGAUCUCUGGCUAUAAGUGCAGCUCUAGCCAGAGGAGGUGUUGUUCUUAAGAUUCAAGCAUUGUUGUAUACAGUUGUUACUUCUCUAUGCCUUGAAAAAUGCAUCUGAUUGAAAUCCUGCAGAUUAAAGUAAUUUUUGCAUGUG
This is a messenger RNA of Astyanax mexicanus (Mexican tetra), 3373 nucleotides long. Its product is annotated as butyrophilin subfamily 1 member A1-like. The transcript is spliced from 4 exons. NCBI's taxonomy places the organism in Eukaryota, Metazoa, Chordata, Actinopteri, Characiformes, Acestrorhamphidae. The record is from RefSeq and is a predicted model, not a curated record. Bases 358 to 876 code for a protein of 172 amino acids.